GGAGCGUCAAGGAGGAGGAGGAGGAGGACUGUGUGUGCUGCUGCUCGUUCACAAUAUCAUUUAUUCCAGCUGUUACAGAAGUAUGCUGCCAAGGGACCAUGAAGGUGAAACCAUCUCUGUGUGGGUGCGAGACCCUAAAGUACAGAAAGAAGAUUGGCAUUCUUAUGUGGAUUAUGAAAUAUGUCUUCAUACAAACAGUAUGUGUUUUACUCUGAAAACUUCAUGUGUAAGAAGAAGGUUUCGGGAGUUUGUAUGGCUUCGACAAAAGCUUCAGAACAAUGCUGUGUUAACUCAACUACCAGAGCUGCCUCCCAGAAUCCCAUUUUUCAAAAUCAGGAAUAGUCAAAAUUUGGAGCAGCGUGUCCGCGGAUUACAAGAGUUCCUAAACAACUUGGCACAGAAGAAAUUGAUGCCUGCGCAUCUGGAAAAACAGAAUAUUCCGUUUUUGAAGCCAUUCACAAGUUCGCCAACUCAAACCGGCGGUUUCCUGUGGAAGAGGAAGAGGAGAAAACAAACCAUUACUCGGAUCCCGAGAGUUCAUCCUCUAAGCUUGGACACAAGUGUGAUGGUCAUCUCCUACACGGAUGCAAUGUAGACAAAGAUCAUGAAGUAUGGACUACUGUUCUGCCUCCAAAGUAGCUUGGACUCUGGGCAUUAGUCUUAUAUGUUCAGUUUUAAUACCCCAGUGUGAAAACUGUAACACCUUUCAUUUUGGAAUAACGCAGUCUUGGUGGUCAAACACUGGUCUAGAUACUCCGUUACAGCAACGCCAGCAUAUUUAAAGGGAACAACAUUUUUAAAUAUGCUAUCAAACUUGCAGAUUAGUGAAGGUUAAUUUAAAUAAUUGCACCGUCAGAGAGUUUAUAGCAUUACUCGUAUAUCAAGUCAUGUAUGCCAGCAGAAAACUCAAGACAUUCCUGGGGCUGUAAGUCUUUCCUUGUCUCCAACGCCACUGGAAGAGGUGAAUCAAGAUCUGAUGUAGCUCAUGCUGUUUUCUUUUGUGGCAGUGGCAUGGCAGGAAGGUGCCCGUGUGAUUCUGCACAAAGAAAAAAAAAUACUAGGAGCAAACAGCUUUUUUGCUAUGUUAGCAAUAUUUAUAGUGAGCUUUCCUUUAAAUUCAAUGGUUUUCUUUUGUAUUUUUUUUUUAGUAAUGUAUGUGUGUGUGUGUGUGUGUGUGUGUAUAUGUAUGUAUGUAUAUAUAUAUAAAUGUGUGUGUAUGUAUGUAUGUAUGUAUGUAUGUAUGUGUAUAUAUAUAUAUAUAUAUAUAUAUAUAUAUAUAUAUAUUACACACACACACACACACAUAAACAUCAGUCCUAUAUAAACAUAUAUAUGUGUUACACAGGACUGAUGUUUAUGUGUGUAUGUAUAUGUUUUUUAUAUAUAUAUAUAUAUAUAUAUAUAUAUAUAUAUAUAUAUAUAUAUAUAUAUAUAUAUAUAUAUAUAUAUAUAUAUAUAUAUAUAUAUAUAUAUAUAUAUAUAUAUAAUCUAAGGGGUAGAUUGCACCCUGUAGUGGCUUAGAUCACUACUUAAUUUGCCUUUAUUUAGCCACUACUAGUAGUGUUGCACAGAGACCUUCAGAUUAAACUGGUCUCUGUGCAUAAGGGUUUUUAUUUCCCCCAAAGCGUAGGUCUCCCAUUCCCUGCCCCUUAAAACAAGCCACUUAAACUGCAAUAACUGCGCUUUGGGGGAAAUAAAACCCCGUCUGUAUUGUCAUUUGUUUGUGAAUAUUAUGUGCACUGUAGGGCUGCUUCUAUGUGAAGCCAAUGAAAUGUUUUGUCCAAAUUAUUGAUUUGUGUUUGUAUUUUUGCUUUGUUACUGUGAUUGUUUUGCUGCUAUUGCUGACUACUUCAUAUAUUGUUGGAUUUCUUUUCUUUGUAAACCAUCAUUUACAUUGUAUGUUUGUACUUUAAGGACGUUGAAUAAAAUCAGAAGUAUGCAAUUAA
This is a messenger RNA of Xenopus laevis (African clawed frog), 1946 nucleotides long. RefSeq names its product sorting nexin 10 S homeolog (gene snx10.S). Gene Ontology annotation, molecular function: phosphatidylinositol phosphate binding; phosphatidylinositol binding. The record is from RefSeq and is marked provisional. Gene Ontology annotation, biological process: intracellular protein transport; cilium assembly; vesicle organization. Lineage: Eukaryota; Metazoa; Chordata; Amphibia; Anura; Pipidae. Gene Ontology annotation, cellular component: cytoplasm; endosome; endomembrane system.